Messenger RNA from Malania oleifera, 1075 nucleotides. RefSeq lists its product as uncharacterized. Lineage: Eukaryota; Viridiplantae; Streptophyta; Magnoliopsida; Santalales; Ximeniaceae. Gene Ontology annotation, cellular component: chloroplast. The transcript is spliced from 2 exons. The record is from RefSeq and is a predicted model, not a curated record. The coding region runs from base 43 to 804 and encodes 253 amino acids.
CCCAUUCUCCCUUGCGCUUCUUUAUCCGCAAGUAGAGAGAGGAUGAUGAUUGCCCUCAAAGCCAUUUCCUUCAGUCCUACAAAACUAUGUUUUCCCUGCACAAAAACAUUGUCCAAGAAAAACUCCAUCCUCUUCCUCUGCAAGUCUGAAGAUGCAGGUUCAGAUGGCCCGGACCCCAAAGGCGACGCCCGGACGCAGGAGCUGCUGGCCAGUAUAGCAAUGCUUCAAGCUCAAAAAGUCCGAGUUGCCGAUUACUUGGAUGAGAGAUCGGCUCAUCUAACCCAAUUUGCUGAAGAGGCCAAUGCCGAGUUCGAUGAGAUUGAAGAAAAUGCUCAGAAAGGACUAGAUGAAGCUGGAGCCAGGAUAAUGGAGAACAUAGAGACUCGUAUGCAAGCCUUUGAGGAAUCUGCAGCACUGAACAAAAUAGAAAUUGACAAGAAUGAAAAGAAUUUAGAAGAGUUUGAAGGCCAAAUUGUGAGGGACCGGAAUGAAGGGAUGUUCUUCAAGAACCUGGGGCAGAGACCGCCACAAGAAAAAGCAAAAGCGAAGGAGGAAGUGAAAAAGAUUAAACAACUAAUGAAACGAAGUGCAGGAUCAAAAACAAGGAGGAACAUUUACCUUGCAUUAAUGGGCUUGCUGGCCAUUGGGAUUGCUGAUGCCUUCAUCUCUUCGUCAGAUUGGCGAAAGGUUGCAGGUCUGGGGCUCAUUUGGAUAGCUUUGCUUACUCAAUUCAUCUACGAACAGAGGAUGUCAUUGGAAACCGAAAGAACAGAAAAGACAGGAAUUGACAAAGAAGAAAAAUGAAUGGUGUUUCUUUCUAUCAUUAUAAUUAUUCCCUUGCAACAUUUUUCACUGCAACUGUUUUGACUGUAUAUAUAGCAUGAGACAUAACCCCAAGUCAAGUCUAAUUACUUGGAUUUGAUACAAUCAUGCGAGCUUGCUUUUGCAUCAUGACAUCUAGUCCUGGUGACAUGUCUGCAAUCACCAAAAACCAUGUAUGCUAAACAGUCUGAUGCUAUAUGGUGAACUUUAAUCCAUCUCUUCUUAUAUAUACAAAAAAGGAGCAAUUUUCAUA